Ochlerotatus camptorhynchus is the source of this 861-nucleotide messenger RNA. Its product is annotated as mitochondrial inner membrane protease subunit 1. The transcript has 2 exons. Bases 103 to 792 code for a protein of 229 amino acids. Gene Ontology annotation, cellular component: mitochondrial inner membrane peptidase complex; membrane. The record is from RefSeq and is a predicted model, not a curated record. NCBI's taxonomy places the organism in Eukaryota, Metazoa, Arthropoda, Insecta, Diptera, Culicidae. Gene Ontology annotation, molecular function: serine-type endopeptidase activity.
AGUUCAACAAAAGCCACCUUCACUAGAGUUAUUGUAUCGAAUCUCGACAAUGGACUGAAAGGAUCGGUUUUUGGUUAUUCCAAGCAUACCACGAAAGCAACAAUGUUCAAAUUCCUGUCUAAGGUAGUCGGCGUCUGCGGCUACGUUGUCCAGUAUGGAUGCAUCACUCACUGUACGUUUGAGUAUUUGGGUGAUUUUGUUGUGUGUGUAGGCCCGUCCAUGGAACCGACGCUCUACACCAACAACAUAUUGAUAACGGAUCGACUCAGUCCUCGCUUGAGCCAUCUGCAGAGGGGCGAUAUAAUAAUUACCAAAAGUCCAACCAAUCCGGUGCAGCACGUGUGCAAGCGGAUUGUAGGGAUGCCGGGUGAUCGAAUUAUGACCAAAGCGUCGUUUAAUUUGAACCCACUGUCCAAUACGUACACCAUUUAUACCUCAGUCGUUUCGACCUCGCCGGAUGAAUCCAGCCCUCCAAAUGGCAGCGGCAGCGGCAAAGCAGGGAUGGAACAGAAACUGCGACAGAAGGUGGACUUUGUUUCCGGUUCGGUGGAUGCCGGCGGGCUUGUCCACCAUCACCAGCAGGAUGAGCGGGUGGAUGUGGAGCUGAACCCUCCGCAUCCGGAGAUUAGGACCAGUAUCGUCACGGUGCCGAGGGGUCACCUUUGGAUCGAGGGCGACAAUGUUCACAAUAGUUCCGAUUCCCGAAAUUACGGACCCGUUCCGAUAGGGUUGGUUAAAAGUCGAGCAAUCUGCAGGAUGUGGCCGCUGACGGAGUUCAAGGUGUUUGUUUAGGGUUAGUAGUCUAGGUUUAUUAGAGUGUUGUUUUCAAAAUAAAUUAUUAUCUAUGGUUGCAACGGUGGA